UGGAGAAUUUUGCAAUGCAGUAAAUUGAUCAAAACAUUUCUUCUUCCUAGUAAAUAUGGGCAAAAAAACUAAAGUUGGAAAGCAGAGGAAAGAUAAAUUCUAUCAUCUCGCGAAGGAAACGGGUUACCGUUCGCGAUCGGCCUUUAAGUUGAUUCAGUUGAACAGAAAAUUUAGCUUCCUUCAGACCUCAAGAUGCCUGAUCGAUUUGUGUGCGGCCCCUGGAGGAUGGCUUCAAGUUGCAUCCAAGUUUAUGCCAGUAUCAAGUAUCAUAGUUGGUGUUGACUUGGUUCCCAUCAAGGGAAUUCAUAAUGUCAUAACAAUUCAAGAAGACAUCACAACAGACAGAUGUAGACAGCUGAUUAGCAAGGAGAUUCACACUUGGAAAGCAGAUUGUGUUUUGAAUGAUGGUGCUCCAAAUGUUGGGUCAACCUGGAUUCAGGAUGCAUUCACGCAAGCUCAGCUGACCCUCAGUGCUUUGAAGUUAGCAUGUGACUUUUUACAAGAGGGAGGAUGGUUCAUAACCAAGGUAUUCAGAUCCAAAGAUUAUCAGCCACUGUUAUGGGUCUUCCAACAACUUUUUAAAAGGGUCCAUUCAACUAAACCACAGGCAUCAAGAUCAGAGUCAGCUGAGAUUUUUGUUGUAUGCGAGGGUUACAUAGCACCUGCCAAAAUUGAUCCAAAACUCCUGGAUCCAAAACAUAUUUUCAAGGAAGUUGAACCUGAAGGCAAAAAGAAAGUCAGUAUUUUACAAGUGGAGAAACAGAAAAAACGCGCUGAAGGAUAUGAUGAAGGUGAUUACACAUUGUUCAGAUCAACUACAGUAUCAGACUUCCUGCAAGCAGAGCAACCAUUGGACAUCCUUAGUUUAGUGAAUGAGAUUGUCUUUGAUGAUGUAAAAUAUUCAAAACAUGUUAUGACCACAGAGGAUAUCAAGGAAGCAUUUAAAGAUGUCAAAGUUCUUGGGAAGUCGGACAUAAAGAAUCUAUUGAGCUGGCACAAAGCAUUACGGAAAGAGUUUUAUGAAGAUCAGAAUGAAAACAUCAGGGGGCAGGAAGAUGAACAGAGUAGCCUUGAGGAAAAUGAAGAGGACAUUAUUGAAAAAACGAUACAAGGAUUAAAGGACGAGGAAAUUGCAAAUGUUAAAAGGGAAAAGCGGAAAGUUCAGAAACAGAGACAAAAGUUACAGGAAAAGAUGAAGUUAAAAAUGAUUAUCCCAGGAGACACUAAAGGCAUGGAGACAGAUAUGGAAAUGUUUUCCCUUGCCAACAUCAAGAGUAAACAGCAUCUUGAUAAUGUGGAUGAUGCAGAUAUGAACGAAGCAGAGAAUGAAGACCAAAGCGAAAGCGAACAGGAAUUAGAUUCUGAAUCGGAUCAUGAUAGCGAAGAUAAUAAAAGAAGAGAGGAUUCUGAAAGCGAAGAGGAAGAAUUAGAAUUUGAAGAAGAAAAUGGUGGAGAGGAUGACAGCAAUGAAAAGCAGCAAAGGGACAAAAACCCACUCUUGAUAGAGUUAGAACCUGAAGUUCCUCUUACGGUAAAGGCAAACAAGUGGUUUGAAAAGGAUGCGUUCAAAGGUUUGGAAGACGAUGCCGACGAAGACCUUGAGAUUUCCCAAAUGGUGGAACAAUAUAAGAAGCAAGGAGGAACUAUCCUGGAAAAAAAUUCUGAGUUAGAUUUGGGUGAGCAACAACAAGGAGCCAAAAGAGGAAUCGAUGAAAAACCUAAACAAGCGAAAAAAAUGCGGUUGAAUGAUGAGGAAGAUAGUGACAGUGAAGAAAGUGAGAGCAGCACUGACAGCGAGGAGGAUAUUACACCGGACAAAACGACACAAGACAAAACGACACAAGACAAUGACGGCAAGAGAGCCAGUUCUAAAAGAAAUGACUUCGAGGUUGUGCCAGUAGAGGAUAACAGUGAAUAUUUGAAGAAGCUUACUCCUGAAGCUCUAGCACUGGGGCACAAGAUGGCUUUUUCGCGAAAAAACAAGAGGGAUAUAGUUGAUUCUGGAUAUCAUAGGUGGGCCUUCAAUGACGCAAACCUUCCGUCUUGGUUCGUGGAAGAUGAAGCGAAACACUACCAGCGGCAGAUACCGGUCAGCAAAGAAAUCGUAGAGGAAUACAGAGCGAAAAUGAAAGAAAUUAAUUCAAGGUCUGUUAAAAAGAUCGCUGAAGCAAAAGCCAGGAAGAAACGAAAGGAAAUGAAACGACUCGAAAAAGCCCGUCAAAAGGCAGAAGCUAUUUGUGAUACCGUCGAUGUGUCCGAAAAAGAAAAAAUGAAUCAGAUUAGAAGUUUGUAUAAAAAGGCUGUCGGAGGAAAACGGAAAGAAGUGAAGUACGUUGUCGCCAAGAAAAGCCGGGCCGCCAAGAGAAUGAAGAGACCUGCUGGAGUUAAAGGUCCUUACAAAAUCGUAGACCAGCGAAUGAAGAAAGACUUAAGAAGCCAAAGAGCAAACGAGAAGAGAAACAAAAAGAGUGGAAAGAAGACGAGAUGACAUCUAUAACA
Molecule: messenger RNA, 2499 nt
Organism: Stylophora pistillata
Lineage: Eukaryota; Metazoa; Cnidaria; Anthozoa; Scleractinia; Pocilloporidae
Product: pre-rRNA 2'-O-ribose RNA methyltransferase FTSJ3
Biological process (GO): rRNA methylation; maturation of 5.8S rRNA from tricistronic rRNA transcript (SSU-rRNA, 5.8S rRNA, LSU-rRNA); maturation of LSU-rRNA from tricistronic rRNA transcript (SSU-rRNA, 5.8S rRNA, LSU-rRNA)
Cellular component (GO): preribosome, large subunit precursor; nucleus; nucleolus
Molecular function (GO): rRNA (guanine) methyltransferase activity; rRNA (uridine-2'-O-ribose)-methyltransferase activity
Source: RefSeq, a predicted model, not a curated record